Messenger RNA from Peronospora matthiolae, 1185 nucleotides. Lineage: Eukaryota; Oomycota; Peronosporomycetes; Peronosporales; Peronosporaceae. The record is from the annotation of a GenBank genome assembly.
AUGGAGCAGUUCGACGGGGACAAACCGCGCAACCACGUCGAGGCAGAUGCCCGCGACGAGAAGAGGAAGCACCGCAAGGAUAAGCCGUGGGACAGCGAAGACAUUGACCACUGGACGAUCAGCCCAUGGCAAGACGAAGUGCAGGACGAGAAGAAUGCCGAGAAGAAGGUCAAGAUGCCAGGUCUAUUGGAGGAGAGCUCUUUUGCCACCUUGUUCCCCAAGUACCGCGAGAAGUACUUGCGUGAAGUAUGGCCAAUUGUGACCAAAUCAUUGGAUGCUCACAAGAUCUCGUGCGAGCUGAAUCUGGUGGAAGGUAGCAUGACCGUGCGCACUACGCGCAAGACAACGGACCCGUACAUUGUGCUCAAGGCACGGGACUUGAUCAAGCUGCUGGCACGCAGUAUUCCUGUUAAUCAAGCAGUGAAAAUACUGAAUGACGAUGUGCAGUGUGAUAUCAUCAAGAUUGGUGGCCUCGUUCGCAACAAGGAACGCUUUGUAAAGCGUCGCCAACGUCUCGUAGGCCCUGACGGGGCAACGCUCAAGGCUAUUGAACUGCUCACGGAAUGCUACGUGCUCGUGCAGGGCAACACAGUGUCGGCAAUGGGCAGCUACCAAGGUCUGCGCAAUGUGCGCAAGAUUGUUGAGGACUGCUUUGCAAAUGUGCAUCCGAUUUAUAAUGUCAAGCAGCUCAUGAUCAAGCGGGAGCUGUCGAAGGAUCCGAUGCUCAAAGAUGAAAACUGGGAACGUUUCUUGCCCUCAUUUAAAAAGCAGAAUGUGCAGACGAAGAAGCCGAGAAAGGUGCGUGAAAAGCGAGAAUACACGCCCUUCCCGCCGGCGCCUGCGGCCAGUAAGGUGGACAAGGAGAUUGAGAGUGGUGAGUACUUUAUGAAAGAGCACGAACGCAAGGCGAUCAAGAAGCAGAAAAAACACGAGGAGAACCUCCAGGUGCUGCAGAAACGCAAGGCCGACAAAAUGGCCGAGUAUGUUGCGCCUAGUGAGAAGGAAGCUACGAAAACGCGGAAAAAGCAAAAGGCUGAAGCCCACGAGAAGAACAAACGUGCGACAUCUGUCCAAGCUCUCAAGCAGAAAUUUCUCAGUCAAAAGAGUGCGAAGAAAACGUCGGACCGCAAGGUUGCUGCUACUUCCGUAAACGAUUACGUGGCUCUGCCAUCCACGAAGAAAUGA